AUGCCAUCUUCCACUGACACAUUGUUUGAAGAGAAUGCUCCUAUACAGCUAAAUCUGAUUCCUCGCCUGGCACGCAACAAGUCGCAGUGCAAGAUGUCAGAGGAUAUCAAGACCGCAACGCUCACGCCCAUGCUUGUAGAGCCACUGCGCUUGUCGGCGGCGUCUUUCUCACUGUCAUUUCUCAAUAGUAUUGAUCGUUUGGAGAUUAACGAGACUGUCGAGCGCAAUGGCGUGACGUACUAUAUCCUGGAUGUCUACCAGUUCCAUUACACUUCGCGACUACCUACAAACGUCAACAACCCGCGCAUGGCAGUUACGCGUUCCUCGGACGCCAGCGAGCCACGCAAGCCAGACUUUCGCGUGGAACGACGUUAUUCAGAUUUUGCCAAAUUACGACGCCAAGUUAAGGCUUGGACUUGCCCUGGUGCGCAGUUCACGUGCCAGUACUGCAACGAUUUUGGUCGCUACAUUAGGUUCAAACUGCGCCAGCCGCGGCUACUUAAGUCGUUCAGCAAGAACAUGGAGAAGCGCAAAAGCAUAUUGCAAGAGUUUAUGACUGAUUUUGUCGAUCUUGCUCAGAAUCCAUCCAAGAACUCGUUGCAUCGAUGCGAGGCGCACCAGCACGUGCCUGCUCUGCUCGAGUCCUUUCUCCGGGAUGUUAGUCUUUUAUAG
Molecule: messenger RNA, 672 nt
Organism: Peronospora belbahrii
Lineage: Eukaryota; Oomycota; Peronosporomycetes; Peronosporales; Peronosporaceae
Source: the annotation of a GenBank genome assembly